Molecule: messenger RNA, 4259 nt
Organism: Coregonus clupeaformis (lake whitefish)
Lineage: Eukaryota; Metazoa; Chordata; Actinopteri; Salmoniformes; Salmonidae
Product: large neutral amino acids transporter small subunit 3
Exons: 15
Coding region: 539-2200 (553 amino acids)
Biological process (GO): transmembrane transport; neutral amino acid transport
Molecular function (GO): neutral L-amino acid transmembrane transporter activity; L-amino acid transmembrane transporter activity
Source: RefSeq, a predicted model, not a curated record
GUUAUCUUUGGAUGACAACAAUGCCAAUGAAUUAGGCCUACAUAGCUAGCUAGCUUGUUAGCGGAGCUGAUGUUAAGCAGGUUAGCUAACGUUAUCAUUUUGGAAAUUACUGUAGUUAACCAAGCCAGGUAACGUUACCUAGCAACUUUAGUCCACAUUUGGCAAACCGUCAAUGUGAAUAUUUUGGCAUUGAAACUAGCUAGCUAACUACAGCUAGCUAAUGUGAUGGAGAUGUGUAAAAAGAAACGUUAGGGAACUUCACUUCCUUCCUAACAUAGCAAAGACUUAAGAAGAGCAACUACCACCCCACAGAGUCGGUAACCAGAGACAGGUUCGAGGUCCGCAGAGAGACAGCUGUGAGCGAGUCACUGACCACGCACUAUCGGCGGGUUUGCGUUUUUAGACACGGUGGGGAAAAGAAGUCCCGUGCUCUGUGUCGUUUAUUCAAUGACAACUUGAAAGUAAAUUGUUUCCCCUGACGUCUUGUCCUGUUGUCCAGCUCGUGGAGGUUGGUAAACCCCACUGGUCAAGCCAAGCAAUGGCGCCCUCUCUCCUCCAGGCCUAUAGGAGGCGCUGGUGGAUGGCUGUGACGGCGGUGUUGGAGAACCUGCUGUGUUCUGCCGUGCUGCUGGGAUGGGGCUCCCUCCUCCUCAUGCUGAAGGGCGAGGGCUUCUACUCACACCUCUGCUCAGAGAACGACACGAAUGCCCACGAGCUGGCGGUGGGCAACAUGUCCUCCUGGGAGAGUGGUAACUGGGUGAGCUGUGUGGACCAGGAGGAGAUGCUCAACCUGGGCUUCACCAUCGGCUCCUUCCUCCUCAGCGCUGCCACCCUGCCCCUUGGCAUCCUCAUGGACAAGUACGGCCCGCGCCCACUACGCCUCCUUGGCAGUUUUUGUUUUGGUCUCUCCUGUGCCAUAAUGUCAAUAUCAGCGUAUGAUCCUCAUCGGCUCUCCGCUCUCAUCUUUCUGGCCCUCUCCUUCAACGGCUUCGGAGGAAUCUGCUUGACCUUCACCUCCCUCACGCUACCCAACAUGUUUGGCAGUCUGAGCUCCACAAUCAUGUCUCUGAUGAUUGGCUCCUACGCUUCCUCAGCUGUCACCUUCCCUGGAGUCAAGCUGAUCUAUGAUGCGGAUGUGUCGUUCCGGGUGAUCAUGUGGGUGUGGUCGGGUCUAGCAGGCUUAGUCUUCCUCAACUGUUUCCUCAACUGGCCAGUGGAGGCCUUCCCCACACCUGACGAGGUCGACUACAGUAAGAAGUUAGCGCUGACUUAUGUGUCUGGGGACCAUAAGGGUGUGGGAGAGAGGUUGAGUCAGAAGAAUGGAAGCCUGAACGGAGACCUGAAACACGCCACUGAGAAACUCCCAGCUGACACACAGAAUGUCAUUCCAUUCCGUAGGUCGGUGUUCUCGCCCAUCUUCCUAUGGAGUCUGGUUACCAUGGGGAUGACCCAGCUCAGGAUCAUUUUCUUUAUGGGCGCCAUGAACAAGAUGCUGGAGUUUCUCGUCACCCACGGCGACCCUCACGCUUCUGAGGAGUUGAUCGUCGAGGCAAAGGAGAAAGUGAGUUUCUACUCGUCCAUCUUUGGCACCCUGCAACUGCUCUGCCUGGUCACCUGUCCUGUGAUUGGCUACAUCAUGGACUGGAGGAUGAAGGAGUGUGUGGCAGAGACAGAGAAGAGACCAGCAGACGGGCCGACGAGAGACAAAAAGAUCCAGAAAAUCACCAAUGCCAUGAGAGCCUUCAUCUUCACCAACCUGCUACUGCUGAUGUUCGGAGUGUGCUGUCUGAUAGACAACCUGCAACUUCAGAUCCUGACCUUCAUCCUCCACACCAUGGUCAGAGGUUUCAUCCACUCCUGCUGUGGAGGCCUGUAUGCUGCUGUGUACCCCUCUAACCACUUUGGUACUCUGACUGGGCUGCAGUCGAUGAUCAGUGCUGUGAUCGCCCUGCUGCAGCAGCCCCUCUUCGUCGUCAUGGUGGGAUCCCUGCACGGAGACCCCUACUGGAUCAACCUGGGCAUGAUCCUCUUCUCAUUGGGUGGCUUCCUGUUGCCUGGAUACCUGUUCUACCAUCGCAGACACCUGAUCCAGGAGAAGGAAGCUCGAGAAAAGAAUGCCAUUGGCCAGGAGAGCGAGGCUCUCAACCACUCAGAGCACAACGGCCUCAAACACCAUAGCAACGGUCACAGCAUCCAGUAAGCAUAGGAAGUGGUUCUGGAGCAAUGCUAAGGAUUGUGGGAACUGUAGGAUUAUUUGUGUCAAUGUCCAUGGUAUCCACAAAAUCAGCAACAACAAUAUCAUGUUUUUUUUUUUUGCAUUGUAAGGAUUAUUGCUGUUGCUGUUUUUGUUGACCUUUUCUGUUGACUAAACCAUAUAAUUUUUGUCUUGAUAGGAGACGUUUUUUAUUUUAUUUUAUGCUCUUUAUUUUAUUUUAUUUUAUUUGGGUUCAGUUCAGAAGAUCCAAAUGACUUGUUAAAAAGCCACGUUACUUUUCACUAGUCACAAGCAGAUACUCACACACUCAUGUCUGUGUUGCUAGGCCAAAACUUCUAAGGUACUUGAAAAACCCUUCAGUGGCGUGUUAAUCCUUUAGUAUUACUCAAUCCAUGCUGACAGAAAACACACACACAACACCAAAGAAUGAUAUUCAGAUAAUAUGAAUUCUGCAGCUUCUGCUGAAACCAAAAAAAGCCAUUCAUGAUAGUGUCUAUUGAUGUAAAUCAAAUACACUGGGUGUCAUAUACAAAAAAGGAAUCAAAAUGACAUCUAAGAAAGUCUGAAUAACACAUCUAUAUAAAGAUAAAUAUAUUUUGUCCAAACAAAUGUAUUAUCUGUAUGGCCCUGACACGCCUAGAGCACGUAUGAAGGUAGUGACACGUUUUACUAUGAAGCUUGGGGAAACCAGAGCCAUGCACACUUCAUCCAGCCAUGAGGAAUGCUACAAUUUGCUAUACCAAAUAUAUAUUGCCAUCAUAUUUUUCUCAGAACAUUUCUCUUAUUGCAUCAACAAACAUACAUACAUACAGACCGACUGUAGAGAAACUAACUACCUCGUCUUUUCCCCAACCGUCUCUCUACAAUCAAGACCCGUCUGUGUGUAUGUAGUGUGUAGAUUUGACUUUUCAUUGGUCAGUUUAUCAUCCAUUAACCAUGAAAUACAUAGAUAUUCUAUGCAUAGAUUGUUUAAAGAUUUAAGAAGUGUAGUCAAUUGGUCAUUCUCCACUGAACACACAUUUCAGAUGUUUUUAAAUAGGAGAACAUGAACUUGUGGGACACUUGACUUGACCCCCAAAGCCAAGACUGAUUUGAAGGUUUUAAAAGUAGACACGUAGAAUGGUAGUGUCUACUGUGUGAAGUACUUUACAGCUUUGUGCACAGGAAUGAACUUGUGUGUGUAAAUAAAUAUGUAUUUAAGUGUAUUUUUGUACCUUUUAGCUGCAUAUGUGUUAAAAAGGGGAAUUGUGUGUUAUUGUUAGCAGAUGUAUUCAUUGUGGUGCCAUGAAUAUAACUGUAAUUCUGAUGUAUUUUCUGCUUUUGCUGUGUUCUCUACCCUGUUACAGAGCUCAUGUAUAUUGUAGAGCCAGGAGUUUUUCCUGUCAACAUGUCCUGACCGGGGAAAUCUCUGGGCCCUACAUAUACACAAAGCUCUGACCUACAGUGACAGUUUUUGUAAAUAUAGCUGAGGUUUUUUUCUCUUAUGCAAAUGCUUCUGGUGUAAUGCUCCACGGUACAUAUGAUGUCACCAAAGAGAUGUGUAACACAACACUAUUGGCUGAGAAGACACCCAAUGUUCUCAAUAUAAAUAGUCUGAUGCAUUUCUAUUAUGCAACUGUUAAUGAUGUGAAUCAUUACUAUAUAGUGGGGAAGGGGGGAUUGAAAUACAGUGUUAUUUUUGUAUGAACUCAGUGCCAUAGAAUUUAAUGUAAAUCCACAGCGACAGACAGUACCAAACGUCCCCUGGGAAACCAAAUCCAUGUUGAGAAUGUGGGAGCCCGUUCUAGUCAUUCUAUUUCUAUGGGCUGCUAAACCAUAUGAAAUAUAGGUUAUUUUCUAUUUUUCAAAGUGUACAGCACUUUUCCUCAGGGACAUGUAGCUAUGUCAUAAUGAAAUGUAUUGUAUCUAAUCCCCUCCCUAUCAGGCUCCUGUUUAUAGCUUUGGUGUGUCAGAAGUGAUAUGCAUCUUUUCUUUCUGCCAUGUCUCAUUUGGGGACUAAAACAAGCUUUAAGUCUGAUCAAAUAAAUAAACAAAAUGUAAGAAA